This is a messenger RNA of Xyrauchen texanus (razorback sucker), 3733 nucleotides long. It is a transcript of the gene prkg1a, whose product is annotated as protein kinase cGMP-dependent 1a. Bases 245 to 2299 code for a protein of 684 amino acids. Gene Ontology annotation, biological process: protein phosphorylation. The transcript is spliced from 18 exons. Lineage: Eukaryota; Metazoa; Chordata; Actinopteri; Cypriniformes; Catostomidae. The record is from RefSeq and is a predicted model, not a curated record. Gene Ontology annotation, molecular function: cGMP-dependent protein kinase activity; ATP binding.
UUGUGCGCUUCUGUGAAGCUGAGCGCUUUUUCUUUUCUUUUCUUUUUUUGUUACAUGGAUACACUGACAUACUUUUUUUCCACAGGGUAUUCUGUUUUGUGUGGUUGUUGUACUUGUAGAAUAGAAAGAAGCUGGUUUAGUGAGCAGGAUCUCUUUCCUCUCAGUAAAGUUGGUAAAAGUGCGGUUCUGUGAGGAUACGUUCGUAUUUAUUCGGUUCUGUUCGGUUUUAUUCGGUUUGGAAGGGAUGACGAUGGGGACAUUACGCGACCUCCAGUAUGCGCUUCAGGAAAAGAUUGAAGAACUGAGGCAGAGAGACGCGCUCAUUGACGAACUGGAGCUCGAGCUGGACCAAAAAGACGAACUCAUUCAGAAACUGCAGAACGAACUGGAUAAGUACCGCUCCGUGAUCCGCCCGGCGACCCAACAGGUCCAGAGUCGGUCGGAGCUGCAGGAGCAUCAGCGCACCAAACGCCAGGCGAUAAGCGCCGAACCUGCCAACGUCCAGCAGCUGAGUCACGUGACGCUGUCAAACGUCCCCAAAAGCGCCAAGUCUAAGGAACUGAUCAAGUCAGCUAUCCUAGACAAUGACUUCAUGAAGAACCUGGAGAUGUCUCAGAUCCAGGAGAUAGUAGACUGUAUGUAUCCAGUGGACUAUGACAAAAACAGCUGUAUUAUUAAAGAGGGUGAUGUGGGCUCCCUCGUCUACGUCAUGGAAGAGGGGAAAGUUGAAGUGACUAAAGAAGGAUUGAAGUUGUGCACUAUGGGACCAGGAAAAGUGUUUGGAGAACUCGCCAUCCUUUAUAACUGCACCAGGACGGCCACUGUGAGAACUGUGACCAGUGUGAAGUUAUGGGCCAUCGACAGACAGUGCUUCCAAACCAUCAUGAUGAGGACGGGCCUCAUCAAACAUGCCGAAUACAUGGAGUUAGUAAAAAGUGUCCCAACAUUCCAAGAUCUUUCAGAGGAAAUACUGAGCAAGCUGUCUGAUGUACUUGAGGAGACACACUAUGAGGAUGGUGUUUACAUCAUUCGACAGGGUGCAAGAGGAGACACUUUCUUCAUUAUCAGUAAAGGAAAAGUGACUGUGACUCGAGAAGACUGUCCGGGUCAGGAUCCCAUCCACCUGCGUUCUCUGGGAAAGGGCGACUCGUUUGGGGAAAAAGCCUUACAAGGGGAGGAUAUCAGAACUGCCAACUUCAUUGCAGCAGAGACUGUCACCUGCCUUGUGAUUGACAGAGACUCGUACAAACACUUGAUUGGAGGUCUGGAAGAUGUGUCUAACAAAGGCUGUGAAGAUGCAGAGGCAAAAGCAAAAUACGAAGCAGAGAAUUCCUUCUUCUCAAACCUAAGCCUGUCUGACUUCAACAUUAUCGACACUCUUGGAGUUGGAGGAUUUGGACGGGUUGAACUGGUCCAGCUCAAGAGUGAUGAGGUGAAGACGUUUGCGAUGAAGAUCCUGAAGAAGCGUCACAUUGUGGACACGAGACAGCAGGAGCACAUCCGCUCUGAAAAACUCAUCAUGCAGGAGGCGCAUUCAGAUUUUAUUGUCAGACUCUACAGGACAUUUAAGGACAGUAAAUACCUCUACAUGCUGAUGGAGGCAUGUCUAGGCGGAGAAUUGUGGACAAUCCUCAGAGACAGGGGGAACUUUGAUGAUUCAACUACACGGUUUUACACAGCAUGUGUGGUGGAGGCGUUUGCUUACCUGCAUUCCAAAGGCAUCAUAUACAGAGACCUCAAACCAGAGAACCUGAUACUGGACCACAGAGGCUAUGCCAAACUGGUGGAUUUUGGCUUUGCUAAGAAGAUCGGCUUUGGGAAGAAGACAUGGACGUUCUGCGGUACUCCAGAGUAUGUGGCUCCAGAGAUCAUCCUGAACAAAGGACACGAUAUCUCUGCAGAUUACUGGUCUCUCGGUAUACUCAUGUACGAGUUACUGACCGGCAGUCCUCCUUUUUCAGGUCCUGAUCCAAUGAAAACAUACAACAUCAUUCUUAGAGGCAUUGACAUGAUAGAAUUCCCCAAAAAAAUCACCAAAAAUGCUGCCAAUCUCAUCAAAAAGCUAUGCAGAGAUGCUCCCUCUGAAAGACUAGGAAACUUGAAAAACGGUGUCAAAGACAUCCAAAAGCACAAAUGGUUUGAAGGGUUUAACUGGGACGGAUUGAGGAAGGGGACACUGACGCCCCCCAUCAUUCCCAAUGUAACAUCCUCCACAGACACCAGUAACUUUGACAGCUUUCCAGAGGACAAUGAAGAGCCUCCACCUGAUGAUAACUCAGGCUGGGAUAUAGACUUCUAAAAAGACUUUUAAACACAUGUGUAAACACACGCACACAGACACUCAACACAGCUCACAUGGGACUUUUGCCUGGGACAGACAUAAUUCCCUUGGACAAUGCUGCACUACUGUAUGGACUUGAUGAGAAAUUAAGAGAGAAAAUGGAUUUUGUCCAUCAUCAAAUUAAGUUCUUGUUGAGUAACUUUAAAUGACUGUAGACUUUAACAUUUUAAAAAUGAAUCUUGUGUGUGUGUGUGUGUGUGUGUGUGUGUGUGUGUGUGUGUGUGUGUGUGUGUGUGUGUGUGUGUGUGUGUGUGUGUGUGCGCGCUCACCUUUUACCCAUAAUAGCCACCUUUACUGUGAGGUAAUUGAGGAGGCAGUCCAUUUAGGGAAAAGGUUGUGACCUCAGUGCUUUGUUCUUCUCCCUGAUUGGCUGCAAACUCUUCAUUCACCAAUCUGUGUCCAGACUACUCUUAUUAAGACUAUCUAUGUGAAAACAAAACUGUAUGUCAAAGCUACAUGUCAAGGGAGUCCAGACAGACCUGAAUGUUACUAUUAGAGUAAUACUCAUUCAUUAGAGCACAUGUACAUAGUAGCAUAGAAUCACUAUUCCAAAAACACAUGCAUACGCUGCCGUUCUUGUCAUGUAUCGGUUAAUCUUUCACAUAAUACGUCAAUCAUAAAACCCUCAUGGAUAAGUUUCACCCCAAAGCCUGGUGCACAUUGUGCUUUUUUUCUGCUCAUUCAUCAGAGCGAAUCUGAGAUAAUUUCGAUAAUAUGUUCUUAACAUGAAGGCAUAUUCAUUCUGAAUACCACUAGGCUUGUGCACCAGGCUUUAAAUCGUCUCUGCAAACACACAAACAGAUAUCUUUAGUCGCAUUCUCUCGCCUCUCUUUGCCAUUAAUUUAUUGUCCAGUAGGAUGGCAAUUACAGUUUAUGAUAUUCUGAGACCUGUGAUGGUUUUCUCAAACUGUAAUCCCUUGAAAUGAUGUGCCUCAAAUUCAUAGCUCCAUUAAUAGAGUGUACUGUAUUUAUUGUCCCAGAUGCAUUUAUAAGGAGGAGGUAAGUAUUUUAAACCACUGUAAAUAGACAGAUUUUAAAUAGGAACAGGGUAGAGUCAAAACAGGAAAGGAACUGGGAUUGGUUUGCCUUUUACGGUCAUCUAUUAAACUCUUGUGCUCUUAGGACUAAUUUGAAUGCAGGUACAAUGUAAUCAUUUCUCCAGAGAUUCAGCUGUAUCAGAUCAUGGACAGUAUUAGUGCCUUAAAUCAACGGCAUUCUGAAACGUUCCUCAUGCUGCAUGUCAGAAUACGACCCCUUUAGCCUGCUGAUGUCCAUCAGAUGCUCUGUCUUCUUUUUUACACUAUAAAGCAACUGUUUAAACAGUCUGUGUCCUCGUGUGAUGAUCUAUCUGUUAUAUAUGUAAAAUGAUCAUACUGUAAAAUCAUACUGUUC